CAAAUAAUGGAAGUUUGAAAAAAAGUUAAAAAAAUAAAGGUAACAAAAAAGGGAAGGGAUUAGAAUAUGCUUGUGUAUGGUGGAUAUCGCAGCGAAGCCAGACCUUCCAUGCUUAAGGAUGAGAGAGACAGCCCGAGGUGUAGAGAGAGAGAGAGAGAGAGGGAGAUAUGGUGUAAGGGGUUUAACAGAGGGUUUAGUUCUACCAACUGGUAGUUAGAGAUUAAGCUCCUUAACCAAACUCUCCUACACCAGCAAGAACAAGCUCUCGAGUCGCGAAGAAGAAGCAGUAGCGAUACUGAGUCAAGCAUCGCACCAAACUCCUGGAACUCGGGCUCAAACAAAACCCAAAAGAAGAGGGAGGAAAGAAAGAAAGAAAAGAGAAAAUUCUGUUUUACAAAAGGAGAUAGAGAUGGAAAGAUAAAGUUAUCAUUCUUUUGAGUUUCUCACAGAAGCUUUUAAAGAGAGAGAGAUGUUUGCGUAUGAUUCUCACGUGGAGAUUUAAGGGAAUCAUAGAAGGAGAGCACACGAUUAGAAAAAAAGAGAAGAAGGCGAAAAUUCAUAGCUCUUAGAGAUAUAUUGCCCCCCUUUUCUUUUUCCUGAAAGAACAGUAGCUGGGGCUUCUUUAUUUUAAUAUUAUUAUCCUUGGAGCGUAUGUAUGCAUUGAAUUUUCAACGAGAAGCGAGGCCUUGUGUUGUUCUAUUUGGGGGAGUAUCGGGAUCGGAAAGUGUUUUAGUUUGGGGAGGAUUGUGUUCCUGCAGAUCGGUUGGUGUCUCUAAGCUUUGCUGUUCCCCACGACACCCGCAGCUACUACAGAUUUCCAGCACGGAAAUGAAGGUUGCUCUUACGCCUGACCCUUAAAUUCAUAGCUUUUAUCUACUGUCAAGUGUUAUGACUGAGAGUCUUCUACCUGUAAUAGCUUCUUUCAGGCAGUUUGUAAGUUCCGAGGUGACUUCGUGAUCUAAAUCGCAUAACCAGGUCGGGACGUUUUGAGAGUUGAGAAAAAUGGAAGCUUUUUACGCUAGUUCAAAUAAUCAAAGAGAUACCGCGCCAAUGCUCUAUGUAAGGGAACAUUUGCCUAAUUCGUCGGUUCUUCCGGGUAAUAUGAUGAUGUAUAUGAAUUCUGGGUCAUACUCGGAUGCUUUGGCCGGGAAUUCUCAGCAGCAAAACAACUGCAUGGUGAUCCCAUCAUUGGGUGCUUCAAAUUCCGCCCAACAGCAGCAAGAAAUUUUGUCAAAUUUUGGUUCGCGCAUUGUGGAGCAUGAUUUCAAUGCAUGGAGGGAAGGUAGAAAUGAGAUGUUAGUUACGCACACAAUGGGUGGCUCCGCCAGCAUUCUUCACGGUGGGCAAAACUUACAGGGCCAGGGAUUAUCUCUCAGCCUCAGCACACAAAUCCCAUCGGGAAUUCAAAUGCCUUCUAUCCCAUAUCGGAAUCCUAAUCCAGGAUUUGCUUCAAUCUUGAGUCCUAGUUCGUCAGUUUCAGCUGAUAGUGGCGAUAGGAAUGGCUCUUCUAGAGAUGAACAGUUGAGAAAUGCUGAAUACUUGCCUCAUAGUUUUCCUGGAGGAAAUCAAGAUUUAUAUAAAGGGAAUUUAUCUACAUUAGGGAUGUCAAACAUUGUGAGAAACAUUCCCAAUUCCAAAUAUCUUAAGGCAGCACAACAACUGCUUGACGAAGUGGUUAACGUCCGGAAAGCUCUAAAGCAGCCUGAUAGUGCAGAAAAUGAUGGCGCGCAUGAGCAUCAGAUAAAGAGUGGCAAGGAGGGUGGUGGGGGAACAAAGAAUGAAACUACAAUGCCACCCAGUGGAGUGUCUUCAUACCCACACGAGUCAGCCAGUAACUCUCUAUGUGAGCUUUCUCAUGCUGAAAAACAAGAUCUACAAGACAAGUUGACAAAGCUAUUGUCCAUGUCGGAUGAGGUUGAUAGAAGGUACAAGCAGUAUUAUCAUCAGAUGCAGAUUGUGGUGUCUUCAUUUGAUGUGAUUGCGGGAUGUGGGGCAGCCAAACCAUAUACUGCACUUGCCCUACAGACUAUCUCGCGUCACUUUCGGUGCUUGCGUGAUGCAAUCACUGGUCAGAUUCGAGCAACUCGAAAAAGCCUUGGGGAUCAAGAUACUUCAGGAAGCAGUCAAGGAGUUGGAAUAAGUCGCCUCCGAUAUGUGGACCAGCAACUCAGGCAACAAAGGGCUAUUCAGCAGCUUGGUAUGAUGCAGCAACAUGCAUGGAGGCCGCAAAGGGGGCUACCUGAGAGCUCAGUUUCAAUUCUUCGUGCUUGGUUGUUUGAGCAUUUCCUUCAUCCCUAUCCAAAGGAUUCUGAUAAGAUCAUGCUAGCGAGGCAGACUGGCUUGACUAGAAGUCAGGUCUCAAACUGGUUUAUAAAUGCACGAGUGCGUCUCUGGAAGCCCAUGGUCGAAGAGAUGUACAAAGAAGAGAUUGGAGAUGUUGAAAUGGACUCUAAUUCCUCGUCUGAAAAUGCAGCCAAGGCAACAAAAGGUGAUAAUGGGACCUCUGAGGAUAGAGGGGAAGAUUUCCAACAGAGUGCAAGUUCAACAGCCACCGAGAGAUGCAGCAUGGGUCAACUCAUGGACUCCAAACCAGAUCAUGUUCCUGAUGUAGAAAUGGCAGGAUCUGUUGGAGUAGCCAAUUAUCAAAGUGGGACUCAUGGAGAAGCUGAAAAGGAAUAUGGGCUAAUGAAGGGAAGGGAGGAACAAAGGCCUACUAUGGAUGACUGUAAUCUCUUUCCUGAUGCUAUAGUUCAUUCCGAUGCAGCCAGUGAAAGGUACAUGGCGGCUGCUGCUGCAUAUCACAUGUCAGAGUUGGGGAGAUUCGGGGGUGGAAGUGGAGUGUCUCUCACAUUGGGUUUGCAGCACUGUGAGGGUGAUAGCCUACCCAUGUCUGGUGUGACCCAUCGCAGUUUCAUUGCCAUGAGAGGGGACCAAAUUUACAAUGCUGCACCAUCAUCUGUAGGGGCUGAGACGGCAGAUUUUGAGUGCAUGAAUCCUGGUAACCAGCAACACAGGUUCAGUUCUUCCCAUCUAUUACAUGAUUUCGUCGUGUGAGAAUUCAGAUCGCGGAUCCACAUGAUUGAUUUUUGAACUAUUAUUGUUAGCAAGAGGGACAGUAAUUUGCCUGGCUAUGGACUCUUCUUCCAGGAACAUUGAUCUAGCUAGCAGAUGGUAAUAGAAAGAUUGCAGUGCUCCAAAUAUGGUGACACAUAAAAUACAGUUGUAAUAUAUUAAGGAAUCGACUGGAAGAUUAGCAUAUUGUAAAGAUACAUAUUUUUUGCUUGACAUGUUCAAGGAAAUUGUACAAUUUGUGCCUACUUCAGUUUGAAGAAGAAAGAUGCUAUAAUCUGAAAUAAAAGAUCAGUAGAUGUUGGGUGA
Messenger RNA from Juglans microcarpa x Juglans regia, 3378 nucleotides. RefSeq names its product BEL1-like homeodomain protein 6. Gene Ontology annotation, molecular function: DNA-binding transcription factor activity, RNA polymerase II-specific; RNA polymerase II cis-regulatory region sequence-specific DNA binding. The record is from RefSeq and is a predicted model, not a curated record. NCBI's taxonomy places the organism in Eukaryota, Viridiplantae, Streptophyta, Magnoliopsida, Fagales, Juglandaceae. The transcript is spliced from 6 exons. The coding region runs from base 1003 to 3054 and encodes 683 amino acids. Gene Ontology annotation, biological process: regulation of transcription by RNA polymerase II.